AUGGCGGAGGAUGCUACGAGCAGCCACCCGUCACGCUACAUCAAGCUCACCAAGGACCAGGACGCCCCCGCCGAGGACAUCCGCCCCGGCGAGCUCAACCAGCCAGUACACGUCCCGCAGCUCGAAGGCCGGAGGUGCAGCGAGUGCGGCCAGGUCCUGCCCGAGAGCUACGAGCCGCCCGCCGACGAGCCCUGGACCACCGGGAUCUUCGGAUGCACCGAUGACCCCGAGACCUGCCGAACUGGGUUGUUUUGCCCGUGCGUGCUGUUUGGGCGCAACGUGGAGGCUCUUAGGGAGGACAUCCCUUGGACAACUCCUUGCGUGUGCCAUGCUGUGUUUGUUGAAGGAGGGAUCACGCUGGCGAUUCUGACAGCAAUAUUUCAUGGUGUUGAUCCAAGGAGUUCAUUCCUGAUUGGAGAAGGUCUGGUGUGCAGUUGGUGGUUAUGUGCUACCUAUACUGGCAUCUUCCGCCAGGAACUUCAGAGGAAAUAUCAUCUCAAGAACUCUCCGUGUGACCCAUGCAUGGUCCACUGCUGCUUGCACUGGUGUGCCAACUGCCAGGAGCAUCGCGAGAGGAGAGGACGGCUGGCAGAGAACAAUGCCGUGCCCAUGACUGUUGUGAACCCACCUCCAGUUCAAGAGAUGAGCAUGUCAGAGAACCGUGGUCCUGCGGCCCUGGAGAACGGAGCUGAGCAUGAAGCAGAGAAGAGCAAAGGUUCAAGCAAAUUCUUUCUGCCUGGUGCAACAGCCGCAGUUCUUGCCAUGCUUGGCGCUCUACAUGCUAGACGUAUGUAUGAUGACAAGAAAGUCAUCGAAAGCAAGGACAAAGGAAUUGAACCACAAUUCUCGCCAGAUAUCAGGGCUUCAUUUUUUAGGCUCCUACCAUUGCGUACUAUGUCACGUUUCUGGGGAAUCUUGAUGGAAGUGGAUGUCCCAGUUUUCAUGCGCCCGACCAUCUACAAAGCAUGGGCUAGAGCAUUUCACUCUGAUUUGCAAGAAGUCGCUCUUCCUCUAGAAGAAUAUCCGUCUUUGCAGGCAUUCUUCAUCCACGGUCUCAAAGAAGGAGCGAGGCCCAUUGAUCCAGAUCCAAACUGUCUGGUGAGUCCUGUGGAUGGUCGAGUUUUGAGGUUUGGAGAGCUAAGAGGUCCAGGAACCAUGAUUGAGCAAGUGAAAGGCUUUUCUUAUUCUGUUUCUUCUCUUCUUGGCACGAGUUCAUCCCUUCACGAUGCCGCAGAAGAACUUUCUGGGGAGCAGAUACAGGAUAAUAUGCCUGAGAAUUGUAAUGCAAAAUCAUGGUGGCGAGUAUCAAUUGCUUCACCUAAACUACGGGAUCAAACACUAUCGAGCCCAAAGAAAGGCAUGUUUUACUGUGUCAUAUAUUUGCACCCUGGUGAUUAUCAUCGAGUCCAUUCUCCUGUUGAUUGGAACAUUUUGAAACGUCGGCAUUUCUCAGGCCAUCUUUUCCCUCAGAAUGAACGUGCUGUGCGGACCAUCAGAAACCUGUACGUUGAUAACGAAAGGGUAGUGCUUGAAGGGCAAUGGAAAGAAGGGUUUGUUGCAAUUGCAGCAAUUGGUGCUACUAAUGUUGGAUCAAUCAGGAUAAGUAUUGAACCUGAGCUGAGGACAAAUAGGACAGCGUCAAGGAUGGUUGACUCAAUGCCUCCUGAGGAACGUGUUUAUGAACCGGAAGGGACUGGCGUGAUGGUUAAAAAGGGUGAAGAGGUAGCAGGAUUCAAGAUGGGAUCAACCGUGGUGGUGGUAUUUGAAGCUCCUGUGUCCAAGUGCAGGGCAAGGGAGGAGGAGGAGGAGGAGGGAGGAGCAGAUUUCGGUUUCUGCAUCAGGGCUGGCGACAAGAUCACAGAGGGAUGGCUUCAGAUGUACUGCCAUAGAUGUGCUGCUUCUGUUAAAUGA
This is a messenger RNA of Miscanthus lutarioriparius, 1911 nucleotides long. NCBI's taxonomy places the organism in Eukaryota, Viridiplantae, Streptophyta, Magnoliopsida, Poales, Poaceae. The record is from the annotation of a GenBank genome assembly.